CCAGCUAGGGAGAUGCUCAACAAGGACAGCAUGAGAAAUUGCAGUAACGUACGUAUUGCGUCUGCGCAAUUUGAACGUGCAACCCGUUUUCCAGUCGAGAUGACGGUGACAGGGAAACGACAUAAUAGGCUCACCGUCGCAUAAAAUAAAAGAACCUGGUCAAAGCAUAACGAAUGUCGUUUAACGAUCCUCGUAUUUUCGCUCCGUUAUCGGCGUGUUGGUGUUUCCGUCACUUUUUGGUGUAUUUCGGGCAAAAUUCAGCAUUUCUGUCUACCUGUGCGUAAGGCGUGCCCCAGGACACUCGCCUGGAAAUGUGAAUUUCUUGUGCAAAUGGUUACCGUUCGCUGCUUAGCAGAAGUAAAGCUAAAUGCGUGCCGCGUCUGGGUGAAAUGGGCUUCGGCCUUACCCUUGAGUAAAAGCAAAAAAACGCUACACACCAAUUUGGUACCAGUAUAAACCUUCUCCUGGAAGACAGCUAAACUUAUAAUAUACUUCAUAAAAGUGUACGAUAACAUAAAAGUGAUAGGAUAUUUUCCCAAAAAAAGGCGUAUGGGCUAGAUUUUCCCCUGCUUCAUUCGCAUGUUGAGGUCAAGAGGCUAUGUAUUAUGCUUCGCGUGUUUGUAGGGACUGAACUUAGCGAGCAAUAGGUAUACAUGCAUUGUGUUUCGUGUACGGUAUAAUUGAUGGUUGUUCGAUGCAAAUCUUUGCUUCGCUUUUCUACGAACUUGACUAUGUAUUAUUAACUGUGAUCGGGAUAUAAAAUUUUCAGUGACUUACUGGUUAGUGUGAAGUAUCGGUAUUCAGCCCUUAUCAAAAGCGCUUUUUAACUUCGUUAAACAAUAGACCUUUUGGAUUCUGUUGUGAAUAGGAUAUACAUUGACCAGCGAACCAUAACAUCUAAUGAAGGAUGGAAAUCGUACCAGAAGGAAACAAUUUCGUUAUCGUUAAAGAAAGCGAACUACCAGCAAUGAUGGAAGAGCUGGAAAAAUAUUUUCCUCAUUCUUUAAAAUUCCAUCAAACUAUUAAAACGUACCUGACUGAUAGAGUAUGGCGAUUUCAAUUUUAUAGAGCAAAGACUUGGCCGCAAGAUCCUGUUUGUUUGCAUUUUCCCGGCUGCACAUACACGCCGGACAACAGAACGAACGAAAGUGUAGGUAUUUUUUGUCCGCCAGACAAACUAGAGCGAAUGGAUCUGAUUAAGGAGGAAGACAUUCUGUUUGAAUGGCAUAGUCCACUGUACAUGAACUUUACCCAUGUAGGCAUCAUGUUCAAGAUGGAAGAGAUAUACCGAGAUAAAGUGAAUGGAAAAUUGGAUGGGCAUAUCUACGGUGACAUUUACGUACACGAAUGUCCAGCUGAAUUAGAUUUAACAUUGGAACCGUUAGCAGCGAAUGAAGUGAUCAUGAAACCACUAUGUAUCGAUGAUGUCAAGGAUAUCCACGAUUUGUACCCAGCAGGUGAUAUCGAAAGUCUUGAGCUAUUUGAAAAGUUAGUCCGCCAGCUUCCAGGCUUUGGUGUGUUCAAUCAAUCGGACAAUGAGCUAGCAGCAUGGAGUUUGCAGUCCUACUACGGUGGAAUGUUUUCUAUGCAAACAAAACCGAAAUUCCGAAGAAAAGGAUACGGUAUUCAACUUGCACAAUCGCUGACAAAGCUGGUAAUCCAACGGGGAUACAUACCGUUUGUUGUCAUAAGGCCCGAAAAUGAUGCUUCCCGUGGACUUUACAUGAAACUGGGAUUUCGAAAGGCUUUCGAGAGUGUACGCGGCACAUUUGUGCCAUUUGCUGGAGAAAAUCAUUCUCAAAUUGGUUUACCAACUGACGUACAAAGUGAAAUAUCAACUGAUGAUAUAUCUCGAAACCAACAUUGCACAAUGGAACCGUCUGUGGAAGUAACAAACGGUAUCGCCGCGGACAAGGAAAAUAAUAUAUGCUGAAUUUUAUUGAACGUUAUCAAAACACGAAAAAGGCACGUGCAGAUUAUAUUGAUAAAAUGAUCUUCGAAAACGUUUUAAAGUAAAAAUAAAAACCAGGUUCAAUAUUUAUUAUAAUAUCGAAAACAUCCUGCAGCACACAAGGAUUAACCGCUAAUGCAACUAAAGCUAAAGCAGCAUUAGCAGAUGCAGCAACAGCAGCGGCGGCAGCCUCAACAAAAGCAGCGGCGGCGGCAGCAGCAGCAAAAGCAGUAGCAGCAGCAGCAGCAGCAGCGACAACAGCAGCCACAGCAGCAACAACAGCAGCGGCAAUAGCAGUAGCAGUAAGAACAGCAGUUAACGCAGCAAUAACAGCCGCAAACACACAGCAACAGCAGCAGUAAAAGUAAUACUAAUAUUGUGUUUCUGCUGCUGAUUUGCUGCCAUAUAGCCGCACCCGCAACAGCCUAUGCAGUCACAAAUAAUAGAUAGUUUUCUUAUAUAAAUUUCGAACCAAUAUAUAACUUUGCUUUACCUUAAAAA
Molecule: messenger RNA, 2452 nt
Organism: Anopheles funestus (African malaria mosquito)
Lineage: Eukaryota; Metazoa; Arthropoda; Insecta; Diptera; Culicidae
Exons: 5
Coding region: 908-1933 (341 amino acids)
Molecular function (GO): acyltransferase activity, transferring groups other than amino-acyl groups
Source: RefSeq, a predicted model, not a curated record